AUGGCUGCCUCUGUGACCAGCAGUUCCCUGAGCUUCGGGGAGAACUAUGCGAUUCUCAACUUGGACUGGAUGACGGGACUUAUCAACGCCGUCAAAGAUACAUCCGAAGGGCAGACAUUGAUUGAGAACUGCGUAAAAUGGAACGACGCUAUACACCAGACAUUUCCUCGUCCUCUUACCGUUUUCUCAACCCUCUCCUUCAGCCCUGGCCAGCCUGAGGUCAAGCCUAACUCGCCAUUUGCCAAGCUGAUUGCUCCAUACGGAGACCUCUCAAAGGCCUCUCCUGAAGUGCAAAUCGACGAUCAUUUCAAAGUAGACGAAAAGGAUAUCGUUGUUGAGAAAACAAGGUGGUGCGCUAGCAUAGGCAACGCCUUGGAACAGAUCCUACAAGCGAGGAAUAUCAAUACUGUUAUCAUCUCCGGCUUGAGUCUUUCGGGUGUUGUGAUGUCCACCAUCUAUCGGUUGUUCGAUCUGGACUACAUGAUCUAUGUUAUCAGGGACAAUGUGCUGGAAUUACCGGUCAACCAAACAGCAGAGUUCACUUAUGUGAUGCUCGACAUGCUUCUACCCAAGAUGGGCCUUAAGGUUAUCUCGCUUGGUGAGGCUCUGCAGGCGCUGGGGAAUUCCUAG
Paecilomyces variotii is the source of this 630-nucleotide messenger RNA. Its product is annotated as cysteine hydrolase family protein. Lineage: Eukaryota; Fungi; Ascomycota; Eurotiomycetes; Eurotiales; Thermoascaceae. The record is from RefSeq and is a predicted model, not a curated record. Bases 1 to 630 code for a protein of 209 amino acids. The transcript is spliced from 2 exons.